Messenger RNA from Tachysurus vachellii, 3151 nucleotides. It is a transcript of the gene mgat1b, whose product is annotated as alpha-1,3-mannosyl-glycoprotein 2-beta-N-acetylglucosaminyltransferase b. The transcript is spliced from 3 exons. Gene Ontology annotation, biological process: protein N-linked glycosylation. The coding region runs from base 297 to 1919 and encodes 540 amino acids. Gene Ontology annotation, cellular component: Golgi apparatus. The record is from RefSeq and is a predicted model, not a curated record. Gene Ontology annotation, molecular function: alpha-1,3-mannosylglycoprotein 2-beta-N-acetylglucosaminyltransferase activity. Lineage: Eukaryota; Metazoa; Chordata; Actinopteri; Siluriformes; Bagridae.
GAGAGAGAGACAGUGAGAGAGACAGACCGUGAGAGAGAGAGACAGUGAGAGACAGACAGUGAGAGAGAGAGAGAGACAGUGAGAGACAGACAGUGAGAGAGAGACAGUGAGAGAGAGACAGAGAGAGAGACAGAAAGUGAGAGAGAGACAGACAGUGAGAGACAGACAGUGAGAGAGAGACAGACAGUGAGAGAGAGACAGUGAGAGACAGACAGUGAGAGACAGACAGUGAGAGAGACAGAGACACACACAGUGAGACAGAAGCUUUUUCUUCCCUGUUUCACUGCAGCCCUGAAAUGAAUAAAGCUUUCUCCUCCCUUCGAUCUAUCCUUUGGUGCCACUGGGCCAUGGUUCGUAAGAAAGGCUCCCUUAUCUUAUGCGGAGCGGUUCUGUUCGUCGCCUGGAAUGCCUUGCUGCUUCUGUUUCUCUGGGGACGGCCACCCAUCGGUCGGUUCGGAGACGGAGGCGGGGCCGAACCGGGUGCGGGAGAGGAAUGGCAAGCUGGGAAAGGGAAGCGAGGCGGGGCCAACGGGCUGGCGGGUGUAGUGAUCCAAUUGGCAGAAGAGGUGGAAUCGGAAUUGGAGACUCAAAAGAAACUCCUGAAACAGAUCCAGAGCCACAGAUCGUUGUGGGAACAGAGUAAAGACUUAAGUAAGAAAGAGGCUGAGGAUGCAACAGACAAAGAAAUUAAAGAACCUCAUCAUCAGUUGAAAGAACCUCAGCAGUUGCCCCCCUUACCCACCUCAGCAGGAAAUGAAAUGAUUGUCAAAAAGAAGCAGGUUUCUGUUGUCACAAAACCUCCUCCAGACACAAAGCAGGACAAGGAGUCAGACAAUGACAAACCGUUGGACAAAAAUAACCUGGACCUUACAGCUCCUAGUCCUCAAACUGUCAUCCCAAUCUUGGUCAUUGCUUGUGACAGGGUUACUGUGAAAAGAAGUUUGGACAAGCUGAUACAGUACCGGACUUCAGUGGAGCUUUAUCCCAUCAUCGUGAGCCAGGACUGCGGUCAUGGCGACACGGCCCGGGUCAUCGGCUCCUAUGGCAGUCAGGUGACCCACAUCAGCCAACCAGAUCUCUCCAACAUUCCUGUGCGGCCCGAUCACAGGAAGUUCCAGGGUUACUAUAAGAUCGCCAGACACUACCGAUGGGCCCUGAACCAAGUGUUUAACACAUUUGGUUACUCUACUGUGGUGAUCGUAGAAGACGACUUGGAGGUGGCGCCGGACUUUUUUGAGUAUUUCCGGGCUCUCCACCCAAUCCUGCUUUCCGACCCGACGCUGUGGUGCAUCUCGGCCUGGAACGAUAACGGCCGUGACGGCCUGGUGGACCCAGGAAAGCCUGACCUCCUCUACCGGACAGAUUUCUUCCCAGGUCUGGGAUGGAUGCUGUUGAAGGAGGUAUGGGCGGAGUUAGAGCCCAAGUGGCCCAAAGCAUUCUGGGAUGACUGGAUGCGUCACCCAGAGCAAAGGAAAGAACGGUCCUGCAUCCGGCCAGAGAUCUCCAGAACUAUGACGUUCGGCCGGAAAGGAGUCAGCCUGGGUCAAUUUUUUGACCAGUACCUACGCUACAUUAAACUAAACACUGAAUUUGUGCCUUUCACUAACCAGGAUUUGUCUUAUUUAGUCAGGGAGCACUAUGAUGAAGACUUUGAUAAAGAAGUGUACAGUGCGCCCUUGGUUAAAGUGGAGGAGCUACAGCCGGGUGGCAGUUUGCAGGGUUCAGGACCGUUCAGGGUGCAGUACUCGAACAGAGAGAGUUUCAAGGUGUUGGCCCGCAAUUUGGGAGUUAUGGACGACUUAAAAUCCGGUGUUCCACGCGCCGGUUACAGGGGCGUGGUCAGCUUUGUCUCUCGUGGUCGAAGGAUCUAUUUGGCACCCCCUGAGGGCUGGAGAAAAUAUGACACUAGCUGGAGCUGAAGGGUCUUAUAGGGAAAAAUGGACUGAGAAUCAGAACCAUGCAAGAGGAGAUGAUUGUCCUCUCAAACCAAAGAAAACCUGCAUGGUAUAGACGUGAAUGCACGAUCAAAAUGUGAGCGGUUUUUAUGAAGGACGGCAGCUUCGUUCUGUUCUGAUGAUUUGCCUUGCGUUCACACUAGCAAGCGACAGAACCUCUAAUGUCACUUCAGGUUCGUCACUUGUGGUGGUGUGUAGCGACUGCUACCCUUCUCACACAUUGGUGUGCACUGGCUGAUUUUUAUAUAUUUUUUUUUUUUCCACUACUGUUAUAAGAUAGAAAGACCUCUCUUAUUUUCAUCCCUUUUUUCACACCAAAGGCUGUCAAAAGAGAACUAAAAACUGGUCUGAAUCUGAUGUGAGAAUAAGGUGGGCAUGGCAGUUCUGUGGAGCUCACCUGAGCCGGUCGUUUGCAUUUGUCUUUUUAGUGCACCAUGACCAAUUUGCAUAAAACUGAUGCAGUCAAAGUCAAAUUUUGAAGGGUAUGUCACGCAACUUGCAUAGAAAUUCUAUAUUUGCCUGUAGCUCUGUCACUUGCUAGUGUGAAUAUACGUUUAAAGUUAUCAAACUUAAUUCCUCAUGCACAUACGUAUACGUAUUUGUGUUCGGAGAAGACCUAAAGUGAGAAAUAUGCCCUUUUCCAUUCCAGUGAAGAAUUGACAUUAUGACUUGCUAAAUUGUAUAUUUUCUGAGCGACUAUCAGAAAAAAAAGAUCUCGCGCUCGACGUCCGAGCGAGAGUUGUUUUCAGUGAGUAACUAAUAUUGUUCUAAAUGAAGUUCCUGACAUAAAUGAAGUUAUAAUUCUCUUAACUUAGCGUUCAAAAAAAAAGCAGAGUUUUACGUACCUUUUUAAAGGUGCGCUACUUUACCACAUGUGAAUCACCAAAACCGUUGUUGAAGUACUUUCAUUUUCUGUCGUUUGGGAGCACUUUCAAUACACUCAGUCAAAGAUGUCCGAAAUUGUUGGGUUUGAUGCAAAACCAAUGACCAUGAGAACUUGCUUUAUGAACAUGGUCUUUCCAGUGGAUCCAAGCGGACAAGCGGACGAAUCGAAUUUAAAAAAAAAACCAUGCUGUAUUUGCGGGUGUUCGUGGGAAGGUUUAAUCAUGUUUUAAUGUCUGUAUGACAAAGUACAAAACCACUGCCUGAUGUGUUUAUAAAUUUAAUACAUUGAUAAAUAAAAGACUAUUUUGAUA